AGGCUGGGCCGGGCGCGCGCAGACACCGCGCAGCCGGACGUGAGCGCGCGACCUGGCGCCACCGCCUCCGCGCUCGUGUCCGGGACCCGCGGGGACUCCUCCGGGUUCCCCGGCGCCGCUGGGCUCCCGGGCGGCCGGCAGGUGCAGCGCGGCCGCGCGGCUGGCGAGGGGAGCGCCUCGGCGGCGGGUGGAUGAGAGUUGGCCCCGAUCUCCGCGCAGGGGACCCCGACCGUCAUGUUAAGGUAAAGCAGAGGGGCUCAGUGCUGAACAUGCUAAGGAGGCUGGACAAAAUCAGGUUCAGAGGUCACAAGAGAGAUGACUUCCUCGAUCUAGUGGAGUCUCCAAAUGCCUCGGACACCGAAUGUGGAGACGAAAUACCCGUGAAGAUACCUCGGACCUUGCCUCGGGACAGCGAGGAGCUGAGGGACCCUGCUGGUCCAGGGACCCUCAUCAUGGCUGCGGGAGUCCAGGACUUCAACAGGACGGAGUUUGAUCGAUUAAAUGAGAUCAAAGGUCACCUGGAAAUAGCCUUAUUGGAAAAGCACUUCUUACAGGAGGAGCUCCGAAAGCUGCGAGAAGAAACCAAUUCGGAGAUGCUGCGGCAGGAGCUGGACCGGGAACGGCAGCGGCGGAUGGAGCUGGAGCAGAAGGUCCAGGAAAUGCUGAAGGCCAGAACUGAGGAGCAGACAGCUCAGCAGCCUCCGAAAGGACAGGCCCAGGUCAAUCACGGAGCAGACCGGCAGAGCCAGGGGUUGUGCCCCCGACUGCAGAGGUGGCUCCACGAGAAGUUCGGGGAGUAUGCAGAGGAUUUCCGAUUCCAGCCCGAGGAGAGCACCGUGGAGACGGAGGAGCCGCUCAGCGCCCGGAGGUUAACUGAAAACAUGAGGCGACUAAAGCGCGGCGCCAAGCCCGUCACCAGCUUCAUGAAGAACCUCUCUGCCUUAUCCGACUGGUACUCUGUCUACACGUCUGCCAUCGCCUUCACGGUGUACAUGAAUGCUGUGUGGCGCGGCUGGGCCAUCCCCAUGUUCUUAUUUCUAGCAAUUUUGAGAUUAUCCCUCAAUUACCUCAUAGCCAGGGGCUGGAGGAUCCAGUGGAGCAUUGUGCCCGAAGUGUCUGAAGUGGUGGAACCGCCAAAGGAAGACCUGACCGUGUCUGAGAAGUUCCAGCUGGUUCUGGAUGUUGCCCAGAAAGCACAGAACCUCUUUGGCAAGACGGCUGACAUCCUGGAAAAGAUAAAGAACCUGUUCAUGUGGGUCCAGCCUGAGACCACACAGAAGCUGUACGUCGCGCUGUGGGCCGCCUUCCUCGCCUCGUGCGGCUUCCCCUACCGUCUGCUGGGACUAGCCGUGGGACUCUAUGCUGGCAUCAAGUUUUUCCUCAUCGAUUUUAUCUUCAAACGCUGCCCGAGACUUCGAGCCAAAUAUGACACUCCCUACAUCGUCUGGAGGAGCCUCCCCACAGACCCCCAGCUCAAAGAGCGCUCCGGCGCCUCUGUAUCCCGCAGGCUGCAGGCAGCCGCCUCUCGGAGCUACGUCUCCAGUGCGCCAGCCGGCCUGAGUAGGGACGAGGACGCUGGGCGCUUCCACGGCACCAAGAAGGGCAAUUUCCAUGAAAUCUUUAACUUGACAGAAAAUGAGCGACCACUGGCCGUGUGCGAGAAUGGCUGGCGCUGCUGCUUGAUAAACAGGGACCGGAAAAUGCCCACAGACUACAUCAGGAACGGGGUCCUGUACGUGACCGAGAAUUACUUGUGCUUCGAAAGCUCCAAAUCCGGCUCUUCCAAGAGGAAUAAAGUCAUCAAGCUGGUGGACAUCACAGACAUCCAGAAGUACAAGGUCCUCUCAGUCCUCCCGGGCUCAGGCAUGGGGAUUGCUGUGUCCACACCUUCAACCCAGAAACCGCUGGUGUUUGGCGCCAUGGUGCACAGAGAUGAGGCCUUCGAGACCAUCUUCAGCCAGUACGUGAAAAUCACCGCAGCGGCCGCCUCUGGAAGUGACAGCUAGUGUUGACUCUGCUGGGGCGUUGCUGGGAGCAGUGGUGGUGGUUUUUGUUUUUUAAACAGUUCGGUAGUGGAAAAGAAAUCGGACAUCCUCAUGAUCUUUUGCAAUAAUUCCCCUCCAUCCGUGAUUUCUGUCAUGUUGACCCUGCUUUUGACAGACCCCUUGGCACAGGGGUUGGCCCUCAAGUGGUGCCAGCCCCCCUGAUGGGUGAGGCACAUCCCACCAACACCUGUGGGCACGGAGGGCAGAGGGUCCUCAGAGGUCCCUGAGAGGACGGCGCACGGAAUGCGCAUCGCCGUGGCUGCCACCGAGCAGAGCUGCUCCUUCUGUCCCCACCUGGACAGAGCCCCUGCACCAGCCAUGCAGCCCAGCUCUGCGGAGACCAGCUCUUCCAUGCCCAAGCCAUAGCCGAGAGGGUCUGCAGUCCCCCUCGGGGGCACCCUCACCCGCCGCCCCCGGUGGGCCAGCCUGUCUCCCUUUGGUGAGGCCUUCCUUGCCGCGGUCCUUGGAGGGAGGCCUGCGGGUGGUGCCAUGUGGGCUCCCUUACACUCUGCGCGGCCUUCUGUGAGGACAGCGAGGCUGGCCGGGAGGGCCUCAGGGUCAGGCCCGGCCCCAUCACCGCAUGGCUGCCGGCGAGGGCAGGCAGUGGCUUAUGGGUGGAAGCAUGUCUUUUUAACAUUUUGCUCUUUGGACGGUCCUGGGGGACAUCUGCCAGGGCUUAGGGGGGCACUGCGACCCUCGGUUACUCUCAGAUCAACACCUGCUGGGGCGCGGCUGGUGUCUCCACACAGCCAGCUUGGUGAGGGAGGGGUGAGCAGGGCCAACAGGAGUCCUAGGCCCGUGGUGGCCACGCUUGUGGACGGCCUGCCCGUGUGGCUGCACAGAGAGCCUCGGGAGGCCACCGGCGUGGGGAGUGACCAUGAGCAGACCCAGAGGUUUGGGGUUGGGCAGUCCGACCCCUGGUGUCUGACCCUGUUGCUCCAGCACGGCAUGUGGGCCGGCACACACGGGGACCACCCUGCUCCCCCGGUGCCAGCGCGGCUGCCCUGCAGGCCCAGCUCACUACGGACCAGCCCGAGAGCCCAUGUAGUUGGGACAGGCCUGUGACCUUUGUGAAGGAUGCGUGGUCCCCAUGACCACCCUGCCGGUCGGCACGCUGUCCAGCUCCGGUCACUCCUGCCCUUCGGCUUCUCCUGAGUCCUUUAGGUGUUGUUGAGAUUGUUGUUUUUUGAAGAAACAGAAGAUUAUAUUUUUUACAGAGAGCAAGCUGUUUUUCUUAUUUUUGUAUCAUUUUUCAGAUGUAAUUUUUACUUCUGCUCCAACCCUAAUUUGCUGGUUUGGGUGAGAUCUGGUGGCAUGGCUUGUGACCCCCUCCCCAGGGGUGGGCCUGGGGUGUGACCGGGGGCGGGGCACACCACCAGCUAAGUCAUGCGCACACCCUGCCCGGUCAGUGGGCGCCGAGGGCACUGUGCCACCCAUCAGCCCCAGCACACCAGCCUUGGCCUUGGUAAGGCAGAGCCCACUCCGCUUCUUGGCGCUGGCCCCGCGGUCAGUGCAGACGGACCGGCCCUCGGCUCCACGGAGCCCUCGGCACACCUGGGGGACACAGAGCAGAGUGGGUCCCAACCUGCCCCCAGGGACGGCCUCAGGGCUGACGCCCACCAGUCCUGCCUAGCGCCCUCCCCGGGGCUGCCGAGGGGAGGGCACGGACCUCUGAGCAUGGCGGGGCCGGGGCUGAUGGUUUAGUUCGAGUCCCUUCUGAGAAAGGGAGAUGAAAACUGCCACGCACUGGGGUGUGGCUGCCGAGCUCCCGCCCGGGGAGGGCUGAGGGUGCCGAGCAGGGAGGGGCCGGCCCCGCGUGCGGGGUCCACUGCAGGCCGGCUCUUGGCCCAGGACAAGUGUGGACCUGCGCAGGCUCUGGGCUCCCCGGCGGUGGUAGCCAGUUUUUAUUGCAUUGUGUGAAUCUGGCAGAUAUUUAAUUUCUAUGACUAAUCACUGAACUACAAUGAAUGUUAAAUUUUUUAUGUCUGAAGCUUGAGUCUAUUUUGGAUCUGUAAAUAAUCAUUACAAGUGUAACUUUUGUUCAACAAAAGUAUUGUACUGUACGAAGAAUCGAUGAAAAAAAUCCCCUUGUAACAUUUUUUUAAGAAAACCAUGUUUGUUUAGAGAAAAAGUCUUGUAUAAAUUAUAGUUUUUAUUUAAA
Molecule: messenger RNA, 4206 nt
Organism: Manis javanica (Malayan pangolin)
Lineage: Eukaryota; Metazoa; Chordata; Mammalia; Pholidota; Manidae
Source: RefSeq, a predicted model, not a curated record